AUGGCGGCGCAGAUGCUCGCGCCGGCUGAUGAUAUCAACCUUCCAGCCAGCGAGUCUGCCUCUGAGCCUUUAAAGUGGCUCGGCGCCAACAGCCCUUAUUUUGCUGGCCCCAAUGUCUAUGGCAUCUCGCCAGACACGCCUGAGAACUGCUACGUGGACCAGGCCGCAUACAUCUCACGACACGGCUCUCGAUAUCCUGACUCGAGUGCCUAUGCGGGCUGGGUCGACAUGCAGGAUCGCUUCUCGUCAGGCGACUACACGCCCACGGGUGUGUUGUCCUUCAUGAAGGACUGGCAGACCGUCCUGACCAACGUCGACCUGCAGAUGUCCAUGGAGUCUCCCACGGGCGCCAAGGAGGCGCACGACCUGGGUUAUACCCUCCGAACACGGUACCCGCAGCUCUACAAUGACGGCGACGAGUUCAUGGUCUGGGCCAACAAUUACACGCGCGUGCUGCAGACGGCCAAGUUCUUCGUUCAGGGCUUCCUCGGCUUCACGGCCGCCGAUUACGGCAGUGUUGUCUCUGUCACCUCCACUGGGUACACCGGCAGCAUUGGCAACUCGCUCUCGCCGUCGGACCAGUGCCCCAACUUUUACGACUCGUCGGGAGGGGACUAUGCGACCGAGUGGGCAGAUGUGUACAUCCCACCGAUCCAGGAGCGUCUGCAGACUCUGAUCGAGGGCAACUUGACCUUUGAGUCCAACGACAUCUCCCAGAUGCCGUACCUUUGUGGCUUCGAGUCUCAGAUUACGGGCCGGCUCUCGCCCUGGUGCAAUGUGUUCACCGACUACGAGCUGCAGCAGUAUGAAUAUGCAAACGACAUCAGGUACUGGUACGGAUUAGGUCCGGGAACGGAUCUCGAACAGACCAUGAUGAUGCCCUACCUGAACGCUCUGGUCGGACUCCUGCAAGAGGGUCCUGGGAUCAACGGCACGGCUGCCAACGGCAGCGCCUUUACCCUGCCAGAUCUGCUGGUCACGUUCCUCAACGACGGCCAGCUGGUCGAGCUCAUCACUGCCAGCGGUGUCUUCGACAACGAGACUCAAUUCUCUGGCACGGAGAUGAACCCCGACCGCCUGUUCAUUGCCUCGCACUUUGUCACUAUGAGGGGCACGAUCGCAUUCGAGAGGCUGAACUGCGCCGUUGGUGCUGCGGGGGGCAGCAGCACGAACGCGACGUACAUCCGCAUCAAGCUGAAUGAUGCCGUAUACACGCUGCCUUCGUGCCAGGAUGGCCCUGGCGGGUCAUGUCUGCUGAGUGACUAUGCUGAGUACGUCUCAUCCAAGUAUGCUGCCGAAGGUAGCUGGACAGAGAACUGUAAUGUCACAACGGCUGGUGCUCCGACUACCGUGGCGGGCGCCAGCUUUUAUACGGAUCUGACGAGUCCGUGGUUGCAAGAGUUGCCGCCUUAUUAGACAGCUUGUAGAUGAAUGGGAAGAGAGAGGCGUUGAUAGUG
Cryphonectria parasitica EP155 is the source of this 1457-nucleotide messenger RNA. RefSeq names its product phosphoglycerate mutase-like protein. The transcript is spliced from 4 exons. Gene Ontology annotation, molecular function: acid phosphatase activity. NCBI's taxonomy places the organism in Eukaryota, Fungi, Ascomycota, Sordariomycetes, Diaporthales, Cryphonectriaceae. Bases 1 to 1416 code for a protein of 471 amino acids. The record is from RefSeq and is a predicted model, not a curated record. Gene Ontology annotation, cellular component: fungal-type cell wall.